CCUGCCCUUCCCGAGCCGGCGUCAGCGGCGGAGUGCGCAGGCGCGGCCUGCGGGUUUCCCCGGCUACAGUCGGCGCUCCGGCCCGCUAGUCCGCCGCCGGCUCUUCCGCCGCCCGCCCUGCGCCAUGGCGGGCUGCGCGGCGCGGGUUCCGCCGGGCUCCGAGGCGCGCCUCAGCCUCGCUACCUUCCUGCUGGGCGCCUCGGUGCUCGCCCUGCCGCUGCUCACGCGCGCCGGCCUGCAGGGCCGCACCGGGCUGGCGCUGUACGUGGCCGGGCUCAACGCGCUGCUGCUGCUGCUCUACCGGCCGCCGCGCUACCAGAUAGCCAUCCGAGCUUGUUUCCUCGGCUUUGUGUUUGGCUGCGGUGUGCUGCUAAGUUUCAGCCAGUCCUCUUGGAAUCACUUUGGCUGGUACGUGUGCUCGCUGUCCUUAUUCCACUAUUCUGAGUACUUAGUGACAGCUGUCAAUAAUCCCAAAAGCCUGUCCUUGGACUCCUUCCUCCUGAACCACAGUCUGGAGUACACAGUGGCUGCUCUUUCUUCCUGGAUAGAGUUCACACUGGAAAACAUCUUUUGGCCAGACCUGAAACAGAUCACCUGGCUCAGCACCACAGGGCUGCUGAUGGUGGUGUUUGGAGAGUGCCUGCGGAAAGCGGCCAUGUUUACAGCUGGCUCUAAUUUCAACCACGUUGUGCAGAGUGAGAAGUCAGACACCCACACUCUGGUGACGAGUGGGGUGUAUGCCUGGUUCCGGCAUCCCUCCUACGUGGGGUGGUUUUACUGGAGUAUCGGGACCCAGGUGAUGCUGUGUAACCCGAUCUGCGGUGUCGUCUACGCCCUGACGGUGUGGCGCUUCUUCCGUGACCGCACAGAAGAGGAAGAGAUCUCGCUCAUUCACUUUUUUGGGGAGGAGUACUUGGAGUACAAGAAGAGGGUGCCCACGGGCCUGCCUUUCAUCAAGGGGGUCAAGGUGGAGUUAUGACGGGCAGAGGCCUGUGGGGCCAGGCAGUCUCCGGCCCUACACAGCCUAAGACAAAGCUACUUCUGGUUGGCCACUGCAGAAUGAGUUUCUUAAUCAUUUUAUAUGUCACUAAUUACUCCUCAGAAUGUCACCCAAGACCUAAUGGUCAGAAGGCCUUAGCAGCAAAGGACACAGCGCAGCACCCCCUGCCCGUUGGGACGAAGGCAGAUAACAGCGAACGUGGGGCGUGGCUCCUCAGUGCCCUUUGUACAGCGGCAGGGUGAGGACCCAAGCCACAGCGCCAGCGCCAGAGUGUAUAGUCAGAGCUGCCGCACUGCAGCGUUCAGACUGCAUCAGAGAGCUUUAAUUUCACCGAAAACACAACAUAGCUUUAACCGUGGUCUGCCCCAGAGUGCACGAGCGUCUGCGCUAAGUCUCAAGCUUCCACUUUUUAGCUCAUCAUACUUGUCAUCAUCUUUAUACUCCAGUUAGUUCCCUACAAACAGCAGUGUACAUUCAGGGGACACCGAUGCUUCCUGCCAUGCUGUUUCUAACUCCAGGCAGCACAGACCCCUCAGUGCUCUGGCUUUGAGCAGCCAUUGUACCCAGGCCUGAGGAUGCGGGCCCCAGGGUCUCCUGCAGCCCCGGCCUCUGCGAUUCUGUCCCCCAGGAAGUAUUUACCAGGUGCCUGUGCUAAUAUCGAGAAAUACUGCCCUCUGUGUGUUUGGGAUUUUUAUUCUCUUUUUUUUAUCAUAGCUUUUUUUUUGUGUGUGUUUGUGUGUGUGUGUGUGUGUGUGUGUUGCAGUGUUAGUCUGUCACAUUUGUUUUCUGUACUCUUUCAAAGGAAGUCACCCCUACGCUGCUUCAAGUGUUUUAUGUUUGUUUUCCAGAGGGUCCAGCAUAGCUCAUGCACCUGCGUGUUCAGGCCGUUGACCCUUGAAUAGCCUUGGGUUGGGCAGCACAGUCCAAGUCCACUGGCGCCCUCAUUCUGCAGGUCUGGGGAGGAUAUUCAGCUUUUUUUUUUUUUUUUUUUAAUUGUUGUUGCACAUAAAAGCUUUAAGCAUUACGACCAUUGAUCAAUCUGGACUUGGUCUUGAUGUGAGAUCCUUCCAACAUGGGGUUUGUUCUCAAAGCUUCUACUUGCAGAUGUAGAAGAGUCUUCGUGUGCAACAGACAAACAUGAGCACAGCUCCGUAAAGAACCCACUCGGAAAAUUAGUGUGUGUCGGCUAACACUUGGCUCUGAUAGUGCUGCCAGCACCCGUCACUUCCUGCCACCAUCGACAGAAUCCGGAUCAGCCUGUAGAGAGCUCUGUGCAGCCAGGCUCUCAGACUCAGAAACACCGUCCGUCUGUCCGUCCAUCUGUCACCCUCCUCCCACGGACCACUGAGCAGAGACGUUCUUAACUGACUCACUGCAGGGUUGGAAAGGAUGCACACUCAGUAUUCCCAGCGUUGAGUCUAGCCUUCCGGGAAUCCUGAGUACAGCUCUCCUCCAGGCCUUAGAAGACUUCCGUCCCUUCACAAGCACACCAGUGCGCAGAAGCACACUUCCAAACGUUGGACCAUGGUGUUGCUAAGCAUGCUGGUAGCUCGCUGUACCUAGGCUGGGUCUCCACCAGGCACCACAGUGUGGGGUUGGUAAUUACCGCCAACCUCGGAGCCAGUGGGACAGCAGGCCACAGGGUGGGUGGGUGCCCUGGGCUUUGAUGUUGGCAGUGGUGACUUGUAUAUAUCCUCGGGAAACUACAUCACGACAGUGCAGCCAGCAGGGGACCCGCCACUCCCCGGAUGGCUGGCUCAAGGCAGGACUGGUGUCCCCUGCCUCAGCAGAGAUAACGGGCUCAUGCGAUCGGUGAGAAGUGGGUGCAGGAACAGUGUCCCGUGAACACUCAGACCCAGCGACUCCGGAGGACAUUGUGAUGGAGGGUGCUCCAGCCAGGAGGGUGGCUAAGGUUAGUGUGGGUGAGUGCUGAAUAUUGAGAUAGCUUAGGAUCUUGUCCUUAGCUUAGGAACAGUGGGGGGUUGGUAUCCCGUGGCAGGAUUCAACCAGAGUUGUCGACAUCUUGGGGGCUGUGUAAAUGGGGAAUUCUAGCAUGUUCUUGCCAUAAUAGGUGUUCCAUCAACACGGAGGUGAUCCCAAUACCUGCUCCUACACCAAGACUUAUGAGAAUCCAGAAACCUCAAAGACUUGUGCCCUGGUCAGUCAGCGUAGGAAGCCAGGGAGGCAGGUAGAGCAGAGAAUUCACCCAGCUGGAAGCACUCCAGCCAGCCUGCAGGCCACAUUCACCACUGAGGAGCAGGCAUCUGAAACUGGCUCUCAGAGAGGCCUGCAGAGCCUGAGUGAACCACAGGGAAAAGAUGUCCUAACAGGCCAGAACCCCAAGACUGCUUCCAGACCCUGCAGAGGCACUAACUGACGGUGAAGAGCAUUGCCCCCUUCCUGUGCUUAGGAACCCAUCCCCCACCUUCCUGUGCUUAGGAACCCAUCCCCCCAUCCUGUGCUUGGGAACCCAUCCCCCACCCUCCUGUGCUUAGGAACCCACCAGUAGGAUGGGACUGGGACCACCUACCUCACAGGGCUGUUGUGAGGACUUUGAACAGUGUCAGAUUUCUUUCUGAGAUAAGAGGUUUUAUUGUUUUGCAAUUUCAUUGUAUAUCAUAUUUAAUCCUAACCCCCCCCCCCAGCGUUUCCUACCCUCAUGCCGUUUUCCAAACCCAUCUCUUUUGUGUCCUUAUUUUUUCUUAAAACAUUUUUUAAAAAUUUCUUUAUUGUCUCUUUGGGAGUUUCACAUCAUUCACCCCAGUUCUGCUCACCUCCCCCUCCAUGCCCCCCAUGUCACAUUUUAAUGUUUAGGUGAGCCAGAUGGCAUGAUGGAGUCUUAUAGUAUGAGAACUGGGUUUCUAUGUGUUAAAUGAAGAUAGCCGAUGCAUGUUGAAAAAGCAUCUAGUCAGCUCAAAAGUUUUUUUUAGAUCACAUGGCUUUUUUUUUUUCCCCCUAAAUACCAAAGAGGCUUACAGGUUUGCCAGUUACCAAUAUGAGACCAGUUGGUAUAGGAGGUGCCAACCCUCAGGUCCUCUUGAGGCCAGCAGAGCUCUGGCAACUGUGUCUAAUGUCCACACCAAGCUGCCCAGGCAUAAGCAUGGUGGGACAGCAAUACUCAGAUUUGAAGUGGGUGGAGCCGGACCACACCUAACCCAUCCUACUCACCAGGCUGCAGAUGAGAGGGGAUGGAGGUUUGGCAGUCGUACCCAGCUCUUUCUCAGUGCAUCUAAGCUGGGCUGGCUCCAGCCUCCAAUCCCCCUUGAGGGCCGUGAAGUUGUCUUUUUGACAGAUGGAGAGCAGGCCGUGGCAUUGUGGGUUUUAAGGCUGACUGUUGGCAUUUGAAGUCACCCUCCACCAGACAGAGGCUGGAAAGCUCAGCCUUAUGACAGGCCAGGAGAGAGGGAGCCCAGGCUGUGGGAUCUCUUGGUGGGAAGCUGCAUUGUACCCUAGGAGACUUACAGGCUGUGUCUCUAAAGAAUAAUUCCAAGGGUGUGAGUGGAGGAGGGACAGGACCACCCUCCCGAAACUUUAGGGUGGAAAUGAGCAAUCCACACGGAGUGCGAGUCCUUAGCAGUAGGAUUAGCAGGUGAUUGCUCUGUUGCUGUGGCCUAGAGAUUGUUCUUAACUUACUAAGUAUAGCAGUGACAGGCGGUGUCAGAAUCAGGCUAAUGGGGCUUUUCAGGGAUUAGACAGGCUGCCUUGUCUUUGGGCUUCCAUGAAUUAUGGAACUGUCAGGAGACUGACUUGUCUAGUUGCAGGCUUUAGAGUGAAAGUUCCUGGGUGGAAAUUGAGAACUGCACAGAGAAGGCUACAUGGCAGUCGUGGAAGCAUUCAGGGGGUCCUGCAGCUGCUGCAGGCAGGUGUGGCUGUUUGCAGAGGAGUGAGCCUUCAAGAAGGGCAGAAAACAGUGGUGGCCGCUGCAGGAGCUGCUGCUUAGGCCCAGGAUGUACAUUUUAUUAAUUCGUCCUAUGUAGUUGCUAACUUGGGGGCUGGUGUAUCAGGGAGGCCGUUUUUAGUGUCCGGUCCCCGAGGGCUCAGCCAAAACCCCUAGGUUGCCUCCCCGAACAGCCAGUGAGUCCUCCCUGUCCCUCCUCCCCUUGGGUAGCUCGGCUUUUACAGUGACACGAGGUUGGGGCCCGCAGCCUUCCCAGUGGGUGGGCAACUGCAUGGCUCUGAAGCUUGUCCCUUGCUCAUCCUGAGCAUGGCCAGCCUCCAUCCGGAGUGGAGGCAGCUUGUCUGACCCAUUGCAAGGAGGGGGAUCGUGGAGUAAUUACUUCUUUUUACACACAGAAAUGUUUAUUUAAAUAUAUUAAAUGGGAUUUUUCUUUCGCAGAUACCGAUUAUUCUUUCUAAUUCUUAAAUAAAACUGUACUUGAUUUCACUAAUAAA
Phodopus roborovskii (desert hamster) is the source of this 5392-nucleotide messenger RNA. It is a transcript of the gene Icmt, whose product is annotated as isoprenylcysteine carboxyl methyltransferase. Bases 125 to 979 code for a protein of 284 amino acids. Gene Ontology annotation, cellular component: endoplasmic reticulum; membrane. The record is from RefSeq and is a predicted model, not a curated record. Gene Ontology annotation, biological process: C-terminal protein methylation. NCBI's taxonomy places the organism in Eukaryota, Metazoa, Chordata, Mammalia, Rodentia, Cricetidae. The transcript is spliced from 5 exons. Gene Ontology annotation, molecular function: protein C-terminal S-isoprenylcysteine carboxyl O-methyltransferase activity.